Molecule: messenger RNA, 438 nt
Organism: Arabis nemorensis
Lineage: Eukaryota; Viridiplantae; Streptophyta; Magnoliopsida; Brassicales; Brassicaceae
Source: the annotation of a GenBank genome assembly
AUGAUAAUGUUCGUCGGAGAGGGAAUCGGAAAAACAGUCAUCAAAGCAAACCGCAAUACCGUUGAUGGCCGAUUGAAAACAUACGAAACAGCUACCGUUGGCGUGAGUGGUAAUGACUUCAUAGCUAAGGGCAUAUCUUUCGUGAACUUUGCCGGACCGAAGAAACAACAAGCCGUGGCAUUGCGAAGCAGCUCUAAUCACUCUGCCUUUUACCGAUGCGCGUUUGAAGGUUACCAAGACACUCUAUAUGUCCAUUAUGGUCAACAAUUCUACAGAGAAUGUGACAUAUCUACAAUCGAUUUUAUAUGCGGUAAUGCGGCUGUCGUGCUCCAAAAUUGUAGCCUUUUUGCUCGUAAACCACUUCCGAACCAGAAAAUCGUAUGCACCGCUGCCUCCGCGUUGAAGUCUACCAACAUCCCAUUUCAUCUUUUUUUGUAA